This is a messenger RNA of Aureobasidium uvarum, 2343 nucleotides long. Lineage: Eukaryota; Fungi; Ascomycota; Dothideomycetes; Dothideales; Saccotheciaceae. The record is from the annotation of a GenBank genome assembly.
AUGGCGCUCCUUACCUACCCCUCCCUGAUCAAUUACGAGGAGCAACAAGAUGGCGCUGCACGACAGAGAUCCUCAAAACCAAAGUACAUGGACCACCUGCAGCGCGUGGCAGAUAGAGACGUCGACAACAUCCUGAUCGACCUAGAUGACCUGAAAGAAUACGAGAACGCUCUGGAGGACGGCGGUGCAUCGCUCAAGCUGGUCUCGUCGAUCGAACGCAACGCACACCACUACAUUGAAAUCCUGUCGCGCGCCGUCGACAAGCUCAUGCCACAAGCCAGCUCCGACGUCAGCUUCAAAGACGAUGUCAUCGAUGUCAUCCUCACCCAGCGACAGAACGCGAACCGUGUCAUGCAACAAGUCCUCGACGAAGGCACCGACAACAACGCGACCGACUCCUUCUUCCCUCCCGCCCUCACCCGCCGUUACACGCUCAACUUCAAGCCCGUCACCCCCUCCGAGUCUAGCGAUGGAAAGAGCAGCAAAGCCAUGGCCGUGCGCCAGGUGCGUGGUGAACACCUGGGCCACCUCAUCACAGUCCGCGGCAUCGCAAUCAGAGUGUCGGAUGUCAAGCCUGCCGUCCAGGUCAACGCCUACUCUUGCGAUCGCUGUGGCCAGGAGGUCUUCCAGCCCGUCACGACAAAGCAGUACACACCCAUGGUUCAAUGUCCUUCAGACGCCUGCCAGAAGAACAACGUCAAGGGCCAGCUCCUACAUUCGACUCGCGCCUCCAAGUUCCUCGCUUUCCAAGAAGUCAAGAUCCAGGAAAUGUCGGACCAAGUACCUGUCGGUCACAUUCCCCGUCAGUUGACCAUCUACUGCCACGGCUCCCUGUCUCGUCAGAUUAACCCCGGUGAUGUCGUCGACGUUGCUGGCAUCUUCCUCCCCACACCCUAUACUGGCUUCAAGGCUAUCAAGGCUGGCCUCUUGACCGAUACAUAUCUCGAGGCUCAAUACGUCCAUCAACACAAGAAGGCCUAUGAGUCGAUGGUCUUGGCUCCCAGCACUGUGCGCCGCAUGGCCGACUUGGAACAAUCUGGCCAGCUCUACGAAUACCUGAGCAGAUCCAUUGCCCCUGAAAUUUUUGGCCAUCUCGACGUCAAGAAGGCCCUUCUUCUACAACUGAUUGGCGGUGUGACCAAAGAGAUGGGUGAUGGUAUGCGUAUCCGUGGUGACAUCAACGUUUGUUUGAUGGGAGAUCCAGGUGUAGCCAAGUCCCAAUUGCUCAAGUACAUCACAAAGGUUGCGCCGCGUGGUGUCUAUACAACAGGUCGUGGUUCAAGCGGUGUCGGUCUUACCGCUGCGGUCAUGAGAGAUCCUGUCACAGACGAGAUGGUGCUUGAAGGAGGUGCUCUUGUUCUCGCAGACAACGGCAUGUGCUGUAUUGAUGAAUUCGACAAAAUGGACGACAGUGACAGAACAGCCAUUCAUGAAGUCAUGGAACAGCAGACCAUCUCUAUUUCCAAGGCCGGCAUCACAACAACGCUCAAUGCACGCACUUCGAUUUUGGCCGCUGCCAACCCGCUGUAUGGUCGUUACAACCCUCGCAUCUCACCCGUAGAGAACAUCAAUCUGCCAGCCGCGUUGUUGAGUAGAUUCGAUAUUCUCUUCCUCAUCCUCGACACACCUUCUCGCGACGCUGACGAAGACUUGGCUCGUCACGUCACUCACGUUCACAUCCACAACGCUCAUCCCGAGCCCGCAGGCGGCGGUUUGAUCUUUUCACCCAACGAGGUUCGCCAAUGGGUAGCUCGCGCUCGUUCCUUCCGACCCACAAUCCCCAAGGCCGUCUCCGACUACCUCGUAGGCGCCUAUGUACGUCUGCGUCAACAGCAGAAGCGCGACGAGUCGGCCAAGAAGACCUUCACCCACACGUCACCGCGUACGCUGCUCGGCGUGAUGCGUCUGUCACAAGCCCUCGCCCGUCUGCGUUUCGCGGAAGAGGUCAUUACCGACGAUGUAGACGAAGCACUGCGCCUUACCGAAGUCAGCAAGGCCUCGCUGUACGACGACGACCGCUCGCGCCGUGGCGACAUGAGCGUCAGCAGUCGCAUCUUCAACCUCGUGCGCGGCAUGCGCGAGAGCGGUGCUGCUGCUACCGGCGAAGGUCGUGGCGAGCUCGAUCUCCGUCGUGUCAGGGAGCGUGUUCUUGCCAAAGGUUUCACUCUACAGCAACUCGAGUCUUGUCUUGACGAGUACUCUGAUCUUGACGUAAGUCAUUCUUUUCCAUACAGUCUCGAUACAAGAUUGCUAACAUUGUUGUACAGANUUUGGCAAACUGCCGCAGAAGGCACCAGACUCGUCUUUAUCGAGGCUGGCGACGACAUGGAAGAUGAAGAGUAG